CCGCGGGGGGGAGGCCGCGGCGGGCUGUGACCGCUGCGCAGCCGCCGGGCGGUUUUGCGGUCGGGCGGCGUUCGGGUCGCCCAUGCGAGGCCCCCGCUGCCGCCGAUGGCGGAAGUGCCUCGCGAGGGAGCGGCGAUGGGAAGGGGCAGGGGGAGGCGGUAGCGCCAGCGGUAGCGGUGCGGGAGGCGGCUCCCAGCCAUGGCGGGCCGCGGCUCCGGAUCCUCGGAGCACCUGGAGCGGCUGCACGAGAUCUUCCGGGGGUUGCACGGAGACCUGCGGGGUGUCCCCGAGCGGCUGCGGGGCAGCGCGGCCGAGGAGAAGAAAAAACUAGUUCGAGAGUUUGAUGAGAAACAGCGUGAAGCAAAUGAAACGCUGCGGGAGAUGGAGGAAGAGCUGAAGUUUGCUCCUCUGCCGUUCCGCAACCAAAUGAUGAGCAAAAUCCGGGCGUACAGGAGAGACCUCUCCACGUUCCAGAGAGAGAUGAGAAGCACAGAUUUGGGACUGGGCCCUGGAGGUCAAGGCGAUAUGAGAUACGGAAUCUUCUCCACAGAAAAUGAGCAGAGUACUAAUCUGCAGUCACAGAGAGUGCUGCUGCUCCAGGGAACAGACAGCCUGAACCGAGCCAGUCAGAGCAUUGAGCGCUCACACCGAAUUGCUGCUGAAACAGAUCAGAUCGGCACUGAUAUAAUUGAAGAACUCGGGGAGCAGCGGGAGCAACUGGAACGCACCAGGAGCAGAUUGGUGAAUACAAGUGAGAACUUGAGCAAGAGCCGCAAGAUUCUACGUUCCAUGUCCAGGAGAAUAACCACUAAUAAGUUGUUGCUGUCCAUCAUCAUCAUCCUGGAGCUGGCCAUCCUAGGUGGGCUGGUCUACUACAAGUUCUUUCGCAGCAGAUGAAUCUUCAUGACUGAGAUGAGCUCUUCCCCCAUUGAGGAACCAGCUGGGCUGUCUGUUCCCUUUGACUGUCUGAGGACUGAACUGUCUCAUGAGACAGCUUAUCCAACUGAAACUGUACUGACACUAGAAAGGCAGAGAAUGGGAGUAAAAGGCAGAGACAGACUUGAACUACUGGUAAGACUAAUAAGAAGGUAAUAAAUAUUUUAUUGUCUCAAUUUGUAUAUACUUAACUAAAUGAAUAAAUCUUGGUAUGUAAUAAAGUAGCCACCGACCAGUGGAAAAGCUAGUUUAUUUAAAAAUUGAGAAGUUAACAGUAUUUGCCAAGUGUUGACAAUCUAUCCACUCGAGUGCCUCAGCAGAGCUCUGUAAUGUCCACUGUACCCAACACUUUGGGUUCUUAAAUCCUCACUUGCUCUUCACUGUCAGAUUCAUCUGGAGAACUGGGUGUUGGGAGUUCAUCAAAAGCAGUGUGUGCUCCUUCCCUUGUCUGCCCAAAGCACGUUGCUAUCACAUCGACUGCCAGACUAGCAGUUGCAUUCACUUCCUCUUGAGAAGCUCCAAGCAGUGGAUUGACUUCAACCAUGUCUACAGCUGAAAGCAUUCCUGCAAGAAUGAUUUACAGCUUUGUUACUGGGAAAAGGGUAAAAUCUCUAGUAGGGUUUCUUUUGCAGCCUUUCAGUCAUUGCAGCAAGUCUGAUAUUCAAGCUUGUGACCUACUCUACCCCUUAGAGCAGCAAAAUUUGCCCUCAAGUGAGGGAUGAGGUUAUCAUUCUUAAAUGCAAGUUUGUGGGUUUAAUUUGGUUCUUUCUUACAUCAUCACUACCUCAUUCAUGCUUUUAGCAUUCAGGAAAAACAAGUUUGAUGUUUCAUACACACUUAGGACACGAAUGGGUUUUAAUCUUUUUUUCUCCCAGUCCAAAAAUUAGGGGAUAUAGAAUAGUCUCACCUGCUAUUCAUUUGCUACCUUGUUCAUGAUUCUGUUGACUCUUGUCUGGGCAGCUUUAUUUCCUGAUUGCUUUUUUUUUCCCCUUUUAUUGCAAGUAACUCAUUAUUUAAAUACAUGAAAUAAAACCUCCAUGGCGUAAGAAGGAAAGCACUUAUAUGUUGAGUCAACUGCAGCAUACGUAAUGAAAGCUCGAAUUGUCAGCCUCCAUUCCUAGAAUGGAGCUUUGAACUGUUUAAAAUCAUGUGCAUCCAUUUUUGUAUUCCAGAUGCCCAGUUUAACAUCUUGCCUUAUGUAUUUAGGUGACAGUAUUGUACGAGAUGACAAAGUCAUUUUUGACAGUAGUUAUAAAUACGUUGUGUAUUUUAUUUCCUUUUCGUAAGGUGAAGUUGAUGGUGAUUAAGCUGCUUCCAACACCUGGGGCACUGCCCAACCCUAGGACUACUGCUUCCCUGACUGGAGGCUGAAUUGACUUUGUAGGCACCCUGGCUUUCACUGCAUGUAUCUCACUGUCUACUGACACAGGAAAAACAUAACCAACAUGAAUGAACUCUAUGGAGUUCGUCCUGACCUUGCUUAGUCCACUACUGCUGAUCAACUCCUACCUGUGUUGUGUAUUUCCUCUGCGAUGUACAUGCCUUCUCUGUAAGUUAAUCCACCUAGGACAGGAGUCCCAGUUGCUGGAGCCAGUGAGGGAUCGAAAGCAUCAAUGUCAAAACUCAGGUGAAUUGGUCUCUGCCUCCUGAAGCAGAAUAAAACAAGAAAAGCAACCUCAGAACCUUAAACGUUUUUCUAUUUCUUACUGUCCAGGCUCAUUAGCAAAGUAGCAUCGUGCUCCAUGAUGCUGAAGGUCCUCCCCACGUCCUGCACCACAUCUUGUAUACAUUUGCAAAAAAUUUACUUUUUUUUAGUAUAUUUGGACUCUGAAACAUCUCUUAGCUCAGAACUUUCCCUAGUACAUGGUAGGAAAGCAGAAGUUUGUCUUUCUAGUUUCACUGAGCAUCCACUCAGGUGUAAUUUGGCUGGAGACAAGUACUUUAUUUCUAAGUAUCUUAUCUGGUAUUUGCCUCAUUAGUUGGAAAAAUGUAGAGAAAUGUCUGGUAUAAUGCAGCCUUUCUCCUUCUGUACAGAAAGCCAGGGUGAAAGGCUGAAACAGUGAUUCACAUGGCAACUAGAAUGGAGGAAGUGCCAAGCGUGAGGAUUUCCUACCCUAUCAGGAUAAAUAUUCCUAGCUCAUCGGGAUAGCUGGGGCAUUCUGCACCUUUCCGGUCAAUAGUUGAAGGCUGCCUCCAAACUCUGCCAUGUCAGCCUACCUGAUGAAAAAGGGAAGGAUAUUCUCAAACCUACAAUGUUAGUUACUGACUACAUGAAGUCUGGCAACUGCUGACUAUAAUACCACUAUAAGUCUACCACUUAAAUUGGUGCUGCUUGUCAAUUUAAGUGGUAGACUGUGUACUUCCAACUUGGUGCAGAUGCUCAGUAGGGACAAGCAUCUGGAUUAGCAACUUCUUCACUUGGCAGAGCUGCAGCUAGGAAGGGUGAGCACACCUUUAGGUACAACAGUGUGCAGCACAAACACAUGGACCUUGCUCUGCUUACAGGACUUUGUUCUACGCUGUGGGGAGAGUUUACCCUUUCUAACUCUGAUCCUCUCCAUGUGUCCCUAGAUGAGCAGGAUUUGCUCCCUGAUCUGGUUCCUUGACUUAAACAAGGUUAGCCAAGACUUGGGAACUCAACUUAAGUAAGGAAGUGGUUACAGUGAACCUCAGAAGCUGAACUGAAAGUGGCAGUUUUCAUCAGGACAGCACAUGUGAGCACAGUCUAGGGAGGAAGCCACCAAAUGCUUCUGUCUCAUGUAGAACUACCUCAUGUAGUUAGCUGUACUAUCAGCUGAAUUCAAGUCACUGUCAAGUUGCUACAGACCUAUUUUUAAAAGUAUGAUGUAUAGCCUGGACUCUGAGUUGAUUCAAACAUCUUGUCAAACUGCAGCAAAAUGCAGAAUAAAGCAGAGCCACAGCUAUAGUGUAACCCGUCUCACAGCUUUUUGCCAAACGCCAUGAAAUGGUUCUAGUUCAAGAUGUGGAAACUGAGGACUAAAGUCAGUGCUAAGACCUCACUAUUUACUGCACACAAUCACAGUUCUGUUAGGCCACCUUACAUCAAGAGUAAGGCCUUACUUUCAGGAAAGUAGAUACUCAACAAUGGAUGAUGAGUAGUUUAAAUCAGAUAAUAGUUUGUUACCUGCCCAUAAGUUGUUCAAAUGUUCUUUCCAUAACCUUCUGAAUUCCAAGGCGAUCAAUAUCCCUCAUGGAAAAAUACUGGAUGUCAUAGUUCUUCAAAAUAUAGCUGUUAAAAUAGUAAUAGUAAAAAAAAUCAUUACUGGCCUAAGCUUAAGCCCGGCAACCCUUGUGAACAGCCACAUGUGGAAAGAAGCUCAUGAUUUCAGCCUGAGCAAAAAUCCUUUAACAAAACUUACUAUUCAGCAGGAUCCACAUCCCUCAAACCAAUGUACACUAUAUCAGAAGCUGAAAGGCAGGGCUUUAGCCAGGAAAAGCCAGGAAGCUGUGGUACCUGCAAGCAAAGGUUUAGUAUUAGGUUAAUGACAUGCAAAACAGAAUUGUAUAUUUAAUGCUUCCCUCAAAACUUUGUAUUUAUUUAUAGCAUCCGUUCACUGUCUCAACAGAGAAACUUCAUCACUUGAGAGGUUGGCUUCCUGAUUUAAUCAGUCCUUACCUUUGUUAUACCAUUUUACCUUAGUUCAGUGUUAAUGGAUGAAGAUUUUAACUCUUCUACAUUUUCCGGUUUGAAGAGGAAUAAAAAGCCCAAAGCCACAAGUAGUAGGUAAUUAGCAGCAGUGAGUGUAAGGGGGGAUGGUAAUAAACUAGAUAUACCCAGAUGUAAAUACAGUGCAUUUAAUGGUAAUGCUAUGUAACUUACCCAGCACAUCGUGCUGAAGUGGAAGAAUAAAAUCAAGGUGCUUCUGUCUUUUUAGGAGAAUCACCAAAAAGUCAUGCAAACUUUGUUACAAAACCAUGUUAAAGAUGGACAAAUUUGAAGUGGGUAGUUGCUGGGGACGGGGGGUGGGAAGAGCAUGACGGGAAGUUGGACCUCGGCAUUGUGCUACAUUAUGACUGGUUUUUAGUGUAGAGCUGAAGAGAGCAGGUUUAGGACAGCAAAUGGAAGAUGAUGAGGUCAUAAUUUUCAGCUUUGGUAAUAAAGUAGUCAUGAGAUGCAAUUAUAAGAAUCCUUCAGUUAGCAAUAGCUACUCAUUUUAGGACUGCUUUAAAUUAAUUCGAAUUUCUCUUCUUCCUCUCCCAGCUCUGAAAAUGGCCACAGCCAACACAGCUGUCAAGCAGCAAGAAGGCUGUUUCCCUUUUAUACUUAAUUACUAAUUACAUUGUAGUUACAACAUUCAGAUUUGGUUUUGAAGGCUAACACACCCAUAGCUAUAUUUAAUUAUGUUGGGAUUAAAUAAGCACGUAUUAUAGAAGUAUUUGUUACUCUGGGACAAUGACCUGAAACUCUUCUGCAGUCAUGGAUUCGGAAGAGGGAUAAAUGAAUUGGAGACCACUAGGAAAAAUAAUUCACGUCUCAGAAAUGAAGCUGUAUCUGCAAAACCUAUCACCAUACCAUAAGCUGAGCAUAGUAUUGAUAAUAUUGUCAGUAUCGAUGAUUUAGCAGAUUUAAUCCUGCCAUUUUUAAUUCUACCUCUUCCUCUUUAAAUAAAGAAAAUGGAAUGCCUUAA
This is a messenger RNA of Strigops habroptila (Kakapo), 5585 nucleotides long. It is a transcript of the gene VTI1B, whose product is annotated as vesicle transport through interaction with t-SNAREs 1B. Lineage: Eukaryota; Metazoa; Chordata; Aves; Psittaciformes; Psittacidae. Gene Ontology annotation, molecular function: SNARE binding; SNAP receptor activity. Bases 199 to 897 code for a protein of 232 amino acids. The record is from RefSeq and is a predicted model, not a curated record. Gene Ontology annotation, biological process: vesicle fusion with Golgi apparatus; intracellular protein transport; intra-Golgi vesicle-mediated transport. The transcript is spliced from 6 exons. Gene Ontology annotation, cellular component: ER to Golgi transport vesicle membrane; endoplasmic reticulum membrane; SNARE complex.